AUGUGCAACGAAGACCAAAUAACAAUGGUUGUCAUCCAGCAUUACAUGGAUUGCAAGGAGUCAGAAGUAAUGAAGGAGGUGAUGGAGGAGUUAUCAGAGGAAGGCACACAACCGAUCGGUCCUGAUGGUGAAGCCAUGCACCUGGUCAUGAGCAUCAUCGACAUGAAACACGAUCGACUAAUCAGAGAGCAGAAAACUCUGGUGGAAUGCAUAAAGGACAGGGAUGCGUGGCAGGAGGAACUCUACUACGACGAGUUGAGAAGAUUGAAAUGUGACGAAGAUAAAGUGAAGAUGCAGUUCAAUGAGAUGUUACUGAGGACGUCUAAUCACGACGAACUGAAAAAAUCAAAGGAAGCUAAGAGAGGCGAAUCGAUGAAAAAAAAGAACUACAAGGCUCUCAAUGAUGAUUAUGACAGAUUGAACAUCACUGUUAGUUGA
This is a messenger RNA of Helobdella robusta, 438 nucleotides long. RefSeq lists its product as hypothetical. Gene Ontology annotation, biological process: positive regulation of flagellated sperm motility. Bases 1 to 438 code for a protein of 145 amino acids. The transcript is spliced from 4 exons. The record is from RefSeq and is a predicted model, not a curated record. Gene Ontology annotation, cellular component: sperm midpiece; non-motile cilium. NCBI's taxonomy places the organism in Eukaryota, Metazoa, Annelida, Clitellata, Rhynchobdellida, Glossiphoniidae.